GUCUGACAGACACACAGACAGCAGAGUCAUCACUGUGCUGGAUUGAGGGGUUUUCGGUUAUAAUAGCAGAUAACCUGUUUCAAGUGUAUUUAAACGUACUGCGGCUGACAAUAUAAAGGGCUGAUUUGGAAUGGAAUGGAUCUGCCAGAAGAGAUCCUUGCACAUAUUUUUUCUUUCCUGCCUUUACAGGACAAAUGCAAUGCAUUUACUGUUUGUAAGGCUUGGUCUAAUAUCAUGACACAUCCAAGCUCAUGGAAAGAUACUGAAGUCAGGUGUGAGUCAGGAACCAGUGUCCCUGACAGAUAUUCUGCUCUUCUGCCACUGGUCAGAAACUUGAAACUGAGAAUGUGUCUGACCGAUCCAGCCAAUCGCAAAACAGCACUCUGGGUGCUGCGGCAGGCAGUUGCCAGAGGUGAUGGGCGGCUGGAAGGACUUUCCAUCUGUUGUGUGGGGAACACACCUCUCUUUUAUGCUGGUCAGGACCUGCAGCAAGGCUUAGUGGACAUACUGACGAACGGGUCGUCCCUAACCGUGCUUGACCUAAGGGGUGUACCCUUCACCCUCAGCGACUCCUUCGUCAGGAGUGUAGCCAUGCUUUGCCCUGCUCUGCAAAGUCUUUACAUCAACAAUCACUCUCUGGUGUGCGGCGUCAAUGCUGAGACGCUAAGGCAAGUGCUGAAAAGCUGCCGGUCACUCAGCAUUCUCGGAGUUUUUCAGGCCAGUCUAUCACAAGACGUCUUGAAAGAUCUCAUGUUGCCAGAGCGACCAGCGCUAAAGAAACUAGAGCUCCGUUGCGAACGCACACUUAAAUACACCGUGCCUCUCUGUGACCAGAUAUGGUUAGAGUUAAAACUGAGACACCCGCGUCUCUGGGUGGAACUUGAGCUGGACCACACCCUUCCCGAAUUGCACGUUCCAGGGGUACUGCAGCCCAGCAUCCCUGUCCGGUGUCUUCGGAUGCUCACUUGGACUUUGCUGUUGGAUGAGGUCCGGAUAGUCAGGCAGAGUUACGCAAACACGCUAGAGGUUCUGGAGCUGCAGACAAUCCCAUCCCCUGAACUUAACUCUGAGCUGAUAGCCUUAGCAAAGCAGUGUGCCAGGCUCCAAGAGGUUCACUGUUAUUGUGUGGUCUCGCAGGAAGUAAUAACAGCGUUCAUCACAAACUGUCCGAAUCUCUGCAGAUUCACACUCAAAACACAUAAGGAGCCUCACCCAUGGACCUCUAGACUAAAGUAAACUAAACUGUAGUGCUCUUGCACAAUUUUUACAUUAGCGACAUUUGUGAGACUGAUUAUGUGAAAUCCUUUUACAGACGGUUAGAUGUUCUUGUUACCAUUUAAGCUCAAGAUGCUCUUUGGAUCAUUCUCAAAUCAUGCAGGAGAAUGUGAUCAUCAGGUUUAGUUCAUGGAGGUCACAUGCGGCUGUCACUACAGCAUAAGGGAGACAAACCAAACACUAAGAUGUUCUGAAAUUCAUGUACAUUUUUAAAUUAAACUUCACUUAAAUAUAAAACAUUAUUCUGUCAUCAUUUACUCAGAUUCAUGUCAUUCCAAACCUGAACAACUUUCUUCUGCAGAACACAAAAGAAGAUAUUUUGAAUGUUGGGAACCAAAUGACAUUGGAACCCACUGACUUCGAUUACAUGAAAAAUUAACAUUUCUUAAUAUAACUUCUUUUAUGUUCAGAAGAAUAAAGAAAUGCAUACAGGUUAUAAAUAUGCAAAGACAUGAGGUGAGUACAUAAUGCAGAUGAACUAGGCUACCUUAAAUAUAAACAGUUUUACUAAUGCUCUCAGGUUUAAUUUGGUGUUUUAACACGUUAUAGUUCUGUGAUAUAACACAAUGGGCUUCAGAUGAACACAAAUGUCAUUAUUCAUGUGUUAAUUAUUAACAUUUAUUGACAUCAGAGCACAAAUUCUCUUUUAACAACCAAAUGAUUACAUUUCAUUUCGAGCAUCACACUUAACACUGAAUUUUUGUAGUUGGGAGUGAAACUUGCACAUUCAAAAAUGAAAGUGCACUUAUAUUUCAAACUUAUUUUUGUUUGUGUAUAUUAAGCUCAAAAUGUUACGAAGUGUACGGCCAAUGCACUCUGCUUUCGUGUAUUCACAUACAGUCAGCCAGUCAAUCAAACAUUUGAGUUUUUCUCCUCAUUCAUAAUAGUUAAAAGAGAAGUCAUAGAAUGCUGAAGUAUUCUGAGAAGAAAGGUGGCUGGAGCUGCUAUUAUUGAUAUGCUUGAUGAACUUGAGGGUGUCUUUGUCUCUGUAGACCAGAGCGAGGGAGUUAUCUUCAGGAUACACUGUCAGGAGCUACAGAAAAAAACAGUGUCAACAGAAUAAAUAAUGUGCAAUAGUCUGCUGUGUUUGCAUAUGUUAUAAUAAAUCAUUAAAUGAAAACAAA
Cyprinus carpio (common carp) is the source of this 2399-nucleotide messenger RNA. RefSeq names its product F-box/LRR-repeat protein 8-like. The record is from RefSeq and is a predicted model, not a curated record. Gene Ontology annotation, molecular function: protein binding. Lineage: Eukaryota; Metazoa; Chordata; Actinopteri; Cypriniformes; Cyprinidae.